Molecule: messenger RNA, 1551 nt
Organism: Mollisia scopiformis
Lineage: Eukaryota; Fungi; Ascomycota; Leotiomycetes; Helotiales; Mollisiaceae
Product: Ribokinase-like protein
Exons: 4
Coding region: 85-1074 (329 amino acids)
Biological process (GO): metabolite repair
Molecular function (GO): ATP-dependent NAD(P)H-hydrate dehydratase activity
Source: RefSeq, a predicted model, not a curated record
CACCUCACCUCAUCUUGACAGCCAAAAUAUUGCGAAAGUCUCCAUUGCUCUCCUCAGACACAACAACUUUUUCUCCACGCCCAAAUGUCUGCAGAAAAUACCAAGAUGUCUCAAGCAACAAGAGACAUCCUGAUGAAGGUCCGAAAAAUGGUACCUCCCAUGCUGGAGAAAUUCCACAAAGGACAAAUGGGUAGGAUAGCAGUUAUAGGUGGAAGUGAAGAUUACACUGGAGCUCCAUACUUCUCUGCUAUGGCCAGCGCUCGCCUGGGUGCAGAUAUGAGUCAUGUCAUCUGCGAGCCUCAAGCUGCACAAGUCAUUAAAACCUAUUCUCCAAAUCUGAUGGUUCAUCCCUUGAUGCGACAAACGACCCAUGCGAGCUCGGGCGAAUCUUCAGAUGCAAUUGCGAAGACCGUCAUCGAUAUGCUACCCCGCCUCCACGUACUGGUAAUAGGUCCUGGGCUCGGACGGGACCAACUGAUGCAGGAUACGUGUGCGAAAGUUAUUGAAGCUGCAAAGAAAAACAAAAUGCCAUUUGUGUUGGACGCAGAUGGUUUGAAUCUGGCACAAACGAGACCGGAAUUAGUACAGGGCUACAAGGAGUGUAUAUUGACGCCGAAUGUGGUGGAAUUCGGGAGGCUGUGUAAGAGUAAAGGGAUUGACACCUCAGGGUUGGAUGAUGGGAAGGCUGCAGAGAAGCUAUCGAACGCUUUUGGGGGCGUGACGAUUAUCCAGAAGGGUGCAAAGGAUUAUAUUUCGAAUGGAGAUAAGACGCUGGUCUCUGACAUUGAAGGUGGUCUGAAGAGAAGUGGCGGGCAAGGAGAUACACUGACUGGAAGUCUGGGUACAUUUUUGUGCUGGAGAAAGGCAUAUCUGGAUAAACUGUGGGAUCACGAAGGAGAUUUGGAUUCGGCUGAACUUCUGGCUCUGGCAGCAUUCGGAGGUAGCUCCGUCACGCGGGAAUGCUCGAGAUUGGCAUUUGCAAAGAAGGGAAGAAGUUUGCAGGCGAGUGAUUUGACCGAGGAGGUCUUCAUUGCUUUUACAAAUCUUUUUGAAAGCCCAGCACCAAAGCUGUGAGCAAGAAGGGCCCUCCCAUCACCACAAUAGCCACCCCACAUGUUACUUACCUCUCAGUCACCGUCCAAGUAUCCGCCAUACCAACCAAGAUUCGAUGCCUGUGAAGUGCUCACACCAUUCAGGACAAUUCAUACUUGUUCCAAUGUCUGGCUUUGAAGGGUAGACUCAAGAUUAGACGAUAUUAUCGACCAAAACAAACAUCGAACCACCAAAGAUGUCCAAUACGAUGUAGGACCAUGACAGCUUUGGGAUGUCUAGACAAUUAUGGCACAAUCAACUAGAACUGAAUCUGCAUUCAUGUGCUUUACAAAUAGUUGCAGAUACAAGGAGUACUUGGGCACCUACCAACUGGAGAGGUCUGGUGCAAUCAAUGGAAUCAUGACUUUGGUCUUCGAAUAAACUACAUAGAUGCCAAAGACUUGAAGCAGGAUGUUGAUCUCUCUAGUCUCUCAGCUCUCACGUGCAUCAACAGUGUAG